Parus major (Great Tit) is the source of this 428-nucleotide messenger RNA. Its product is annotated as protein S100-A9-like. NCBI's taxonomy places the organism in Eukaryota, Metazoa, Chordata, Aves, Passeriformes, Paridae. The record is from RefSeq and is a predicted model, not a curated record. The transcript has 2 exons. The coding region runs from base 1 to 378 and encodes 125 amino acids. Gene Ontology annotation, molecular function: transition metal ion binding; calcium ion binding.
AUGAAAACCGACCUGGAGCUGGCGCUGGAAUGCGCCAUCAACGUCUACCACCGGUACGCGGCGCGGCGCCCCAUCGACGACUACCUGAGCAAGAACGAGUUCUCCAAGCUGCUCAAGGACACGGCCGAGCCUUUCCUCCGGAACACGGCGCCGCCCAACACGAGCACCGACACCUACAUCAGCCAGCUCUUCGCCAAAGCCGACGCCAACCACGACGGCCGCCUCAAGUUCACCGAGUUCCUGACCACGCUGAGCCUCGUGGCCAUCGAUGCCCACAACAGGUCCCACGAGGGCCCUGGUGCUGGCCACGGCCACGGCCACGGCCACGGCCACGGCCACGGCCACGGCCACGGCCACGGCCAUGGACACCAUCACUGAAACCUCUCCCACGCCGGCUGAGCCACGGGACUCUGCGUGGAGCCUCAGCC